AUGCCGAGUUUUGCCGAGAUUUACGCUGCGUGUCUAUAUACGGGAGGUGAAGGCUAUCCUCUGUGGAAUCCGUCGCCGCUCCGUCUUGGUGACGUCGGCUAUGUUCGCGACGGAUCAUUUAUCGUACUUUACAAUGCUAUUGACGGCCCUGGUCGUCUUUCGGAUGCCGCUAGCAUUCCUUUGGCUCGACGAUCGGAUCGAUCCUCCUCGCGCGAGCGCAACCGUCGAGAUUCUGGCGUCAAGUCGACAAAGAUGGACUCGGACGAUCCCGUCGUUGUUCAUACCGAGACGCUCGGGUCUCGCAGGUCAUCGCUCGCCACUUCGCCUGUGAGUCUGAGCUCCUCGCUGCCCGUAGGUAUGUCCAGAUCGGCUGCCUCGGACUCGCUACUCCCGUCAGCGGCCAAGAAGGGGUCCCCUACCCUCUCGCACCGGAAGCUCAGAUCCGGCACGCCUCCUGAGGGUCCUUAUCCACCGAUGCCCCUUUCAGUGGAUCAAGAGGUGCCCAAGCUUUUUGACAUGGGUCCACGCAUGUCGUCAAACUAUCGCUGCCUUGGUGUCAACGGAGGUACGGCCGUUCCGGGCACUCCACUCAGCGUCAAGAUCGGCUUUGAGAGUUCCGGCGGGGACGGUGCGAUCCUCAUACCUCGCGAUCCAACUGAGCGCACUCGGCUCAAGUACCUCGGCGUGCUCAAGGCGUACAUCAAGGCUCAUCACAAAUGGAUGUACGAGACGUACGGUCGCAUCGAGUCGAUCGGUAUCGACGAUCUCGCUUUCGUCUAUGCUCAGGACCGCACCUCGGACUGGGCCGUGGCCGUUUCGCACGACGCAGCUCGCGGCGCUAAGGUGGAGUUUGAGAUCUUUGGCAGCGCUUCCGCAGGGUUUUGGGGCAAUUGGUCUCACACAUUGAGUGCCUGCCAACGAGGUCCUCAUCGACCCCAAGGGGCCAGCAGCAGUCGCAAUGUCGGUCAUGUGGAUGCUCCCGUAGAAUCGCGACGAGAGCAGAUCGGCAGUAGCAGCAGCAGUAGCUGGGGCGUGAACAUCGAAGGCGGUGUCAUCAAUCCUUCGUUUUCGUUUUCGGCCUCGGCGUCCUCGUCUAAGGAUCGCGGCGACGAUGAUCCCGUGAGGGGUAGACGCCGCGCCACGCCCAGUCGAGCGCACAGUGUCAGCUGGACGCCAGAAGUGCAUGCUGCUCCAGAUCAGACCAUCAGCAUUCGGCGGGUCACCGCGUGCACCACGCCUGGUCUUGGCUUCCUGCCCGCGCGACCAAGGGCGGCAGCGGAGCCUCGCGACCCGGACAUGGAUCGCGAGCAAGAUGGCGAGGCUGAUGCUGUGGGCCGACAGGAUGAUCCUCAAGGUCAAAGAUGCGAUGCAGGCAAAGGAGACUAUCGGUGCGAUGACCCACUGGAGGCGUUGCACAAUUGGAUCCACGAGCGCAGCGGCGCUCAGAUCAAGAUCUCGAUCGCUUCGGACGACGAUUGUCUGCAGCUGCUCUCGCUGCUAGGUAGAGAGCAUGCCACGCGUUUCGGCCUUGCGGCGGCCAUGCGGAUGGCAGCCGACCGCUUCGCCCGGGUCUCGGUGGACGAAGAAGGCUUUGCAAGCGUCUCGAUGAGCCACGUUCUGAUUUCGAGCCCAAGAGCUGUGCCUGCUCAAACGGCUGCUCUCACUCGGGCGUCGCAUCUUGGAACCAGCCUGAUCGCCUCUGAGGCUGACAAGGAGAACGCUGUUGCGACUCUGGCAUCAGCUGCGAGACGCGCCGCCCUCAAGACACAUCACGCACCGAGCGCGAUCAAGACACGUCCACUGCUGUCUUCAUCGCGCUUCAACACGAUGCUGCCCUGUCGGCCUAUGAACGGCAUUGGCCCUGCAUCGGCGUCGCUGGUGAUGCCCUGA
Molecule: messenger RNA, 1890 nt
Organism: Pseudozyma hubeiensis SY62
Lineage: Eukaryota; Fungi; Basidiomycota; Ustilaginomycetes; Ustilaginales; Ustilaginaceae
Exons: 1
Coding region: 1-1890 (629 amino acids)
Source: RefSeq, a predicted model, not a curated record